Camelina sativa (false flax) is the source of this 1146-nucleotide messenger RNA. RefSeq names its product short-chain dehydrogenase reductase 2a. Lineage: Eukaryota; Viridiplantae; Streptophyta; Magnoliopsida; Brassicales; Brassicaceae. The record is from RefSeq and is a predicted model, not a curated record. Gene Ontology annotation, molecular function: oxidoreductase activity, acting on the CH-OH group of donors, NAD or NADP as acceptor.
AGAUGUGUGUCCAUCUACUAAUCAAUUCCACUUUAAGCUUCAAAAUAAUCUCCCUCUCACCACUUCUUUCUUAGCACCUCUACUUCCCUUUCUAAAAAUCCGCCAUGCCGGCCCAAGUGAUCCCUGAGCAGACCUUUCACUCCCUCCACGACACAAUCACGGAGGAAACGAAUACAACUUUAUAUCCUAAGAGGUUGGAAGGAAAAGUAGCUAUCAUCACCGGAGGAGCACACGGGAUCGGCAAAGCAACCGUCAUACUAUUCGCUAGACAUGGUGCUACGGUGGUGAUUGCUGACAUGGACAACGUAGCUGGCUCUUCCCUGGCUAAGUCACUCUCAUCCCACUUAACCACCUCGACCGUGGCAUUCAUUAGCUGCGAUGUCUCGGUCGAAGCUGACGUGGAAAACCUCGUGAACGAAACCGUUGCACGGUACGGUCGGCUCGACAUUCUAUUCAACAACGCGGGAGUUCUCGGCGACCAGAAGAAACACAAAAGCAUAUUAGAUUUCGACGCGGACGAGUUCGACACCGUGAUGCGUGUGAACGUGCGAGGAACAAGGCUCGGCAUGAAACACGCGGCACGUGUCAUGGUCAACAGAGGGUUCAGAGGCUGCAUAAUCUCCACCGCUAGUGUGGCAGGUGUGAUGGGUGGUAUGGGACCACACGCUUACACGGCCUCGAAACAUGCCAUAGUUGGUUUGACCAAGAACGCAGCGUGUGAGCUAGGCAAGUAUGGGAUUAGGGUUAAUUGUAUAUCUCCGUUUGGUGUUGCCACGUCGAUGCUGGUGAACGCGUGGUGUAAGACGAGUGGCGGUGACGUGGAUGGGGAUGACGUGGAGGAGAUGGAGGAGUUUGUGAGGAGUAUGGCUAAUUUGAAAGGAGAGACAUUGAGAGCGACUGAUAUAGCUGAGGCUGCGUUGUAUUUGGCAAGUGAUGAGUCCAAGUAUGUUAAUGGACAUAACCUUGUCGUUGACGGUGGUGUUACGACUGCGAGAAACUGUGUUGGGUUGUGAUGAAAUGUGUGUGUGUUUUUAAUUCUCUAAUUGCACUGUUAAUUAAGUGGAUUUGGUAGUAAAUCUUUGUGUUAUCUUUUUUUUUUUUGGUUUGAAUAGCUGGUGAAUGAAUAAAACAAUGGUUUUAUUUGUA